Molecule: messenger RNA, 3103 nt
Organism: Myxocyprinus asiaticus (Chinese sucker)
Lineage: Eukaryota; Metazoa; Chordata; Actinopteri; Cypriniformes; Catostomidae
Product: rab GTPase-binding effector protein 1-like
Exons: 18
Coding region: 95-2665 (856 amino acids)
Biological process (GO): endocytosis
Cellular component (GO): intracellular membrane-bounded organelle
Molecular function (GO): GTPase activator activity; growth factor activity
Source: RefSeq, a predicted model, not a curated record
GCAAUGACGUUGCUCAGCCUGUAGUAAGCAGUUCUGCAGGGCGCUCCUCGGUUACCUACAGAGAGCCUCUUUUCUAAACUCUGCCCGGGAAACCAUGGCCGAGCAGGCCUCGGGACCCUCCCGGCCGCCUCAACAUGACGGGGUUCUACAGCAGCGUGAGUUCGAGCAGGAGCAGGACCGAGCCGACUUCCUGAAGCUUAAACAGCAGCUGGAGAUGGAGUUCAACCAGAAGAGGGCCAAGUUUAAGGAGCUCUAUCUGUCUAAAGAAGAGGAGCUGAAGAAGCAGGCCGCUACUCUGGAGAAGGCCCAGGCAGAGCUGAGCAGGGUGCAGGCCCAGUUGGACGAGGCUAAAGCCGAGAUGGAGACCAUCAAAGCGGUGGCCACUGUCUCUGAGAACACCAAGCAGGAGGCCAUUGACCAGGUCAAACAACAAUGGCAGGAGGAGGUGGCGUCACUGCAGGCUAUAAUGAAAGAUGCAGACCGUGAGGUGAAGGUGCAGUUCCAUCAGAAGUUGGAGCAGGAGCGUGCUCAGUGGGCUCAGUACCGUGAGGCGAUGGAGCGAGAGGUGGCCGAACUCCGCCGCCGUCUCUCUGAGGGACAGGAGGAGGAGAAUUUAGAGAACGAGAUGAAAAAAGCUCAGGAGGAUGCAGAGAAGCUACGUUCAGUAGUGAUGCCAAUGGAGAGUGAGAUUGCAGCUCUGAAGGCCAGACUGUCAAGCUCAGAAGACAGAGUUAAGGAACUGGAGGCAGCGAAGGUGAAGGAGCUCAAUCACGUCCUAGAGGCUGAGAAAUCAUGCAGAACAGACUUAGAGAUGUAUGUUGCCGUCCUGAACACCCAGAAAUCUGUCCUUCAAGAGGAUGCUGAAAAACUUCGGAAAGAGCUCCAUGAUGUGGUUCACAUGCUGGAAUUGGAGCGACAGCAGCACAAUCAGCUGAAACACACAUGGCAGCGUGCCAACGAUCAGUUCCUGGAGUCACAGCGGCUGCUGAUGCGAGACAUGCAGUGCAUUGAGAGUGUGCUGUCCUCUGAACAGCUGCGACAGGUGGAGGAAAUGAAAAAGAGGGACCAGGAGGAGGAUGAGAAGGAGAUAUUGAGUCAGGCUAAAGAGGCUAGUGAGGACGAGGGAAUAGACCAGGCUGAGGCAGUGGAGGACUCACUGCUCGGGCUCUCCAUAGAAGAGUCCCAUCUCAGCCACAGCAUCCACAGUUCCUUGCACUCUCUGGAUGCAGACACCCCGGGCCGCCCAGAUAGCUCUGACCUUUUUAAGGACGGCCUUCGGAGGGUGCAGUCCACAGACAGCCUUGGGUCUUCAGGAGGUGCUCUACAGCCUCACGGUCUGGGCGGACACAACAACAAGGCCAAAUCAGCCAGUCAGCUGGACGAGUCAGACUUUGGUCCUCUCGUGGGGGCGGACUGUGGGGGCUUUGACAGCAUGGACACCUACUCCAUAUCUUCCCUGCAACCAGGACACUUUCUCCUCACCAAGGACCAGGAGAAGGCCAUUAAGGCCAUGACCCCAGAGCAGGAGGAGACAGCAUCACUCUUGUCCAGCAUCUCUCAUACGGCUGACACGGCUUACCAGCCUCCAUCCGGCUAUCGAUUGGUCAGCGAGAGCGAGUGGAAUCUGCUGCAGCAAGAGAUGAAGAAUGCUGGAAAAAAGCUGGGUCGGCGAUGUGAUAUGUGCUCUAAUUAUGAGAAACAGCUGCAGGUCAUUCAGGGACAGGAGGCCGAGACUCGAGACCAGGUAAAGAAACUGCAGGUGAUGUUGCGACAAGCAAAUGAUCAGCUGGAGAGGACGAUGAAUGAAAAGCAGGAGUUAGAGGACUCAGUCAAACAGGCCAAUGAGGAAACCACCUUAAAGAUCACAGAGUUGCAGCAGAAAGUUCAGGAGUCUGAAUCUCUGGUCAGUGCUCUUCAGCAGGCCUUCAGCCAGGCCAAGAGGAACACCCAUGACCAGAUGGCUGUGUUGCUGCAGUCCAGAGAGCAGGUGACUGAAGAGCUGAACCGUUUGCAGAGAGAUAAUGAGAGUCUUCAGGGUAAACACAGACUUCAUGUGACACUGCAACAGCAAGAGGACUUUCACAUGCCAACCACUGUACAGGAACUCCAGCAGCUGGUGUUGCAGUACAGAGAGGACAUUGUUUCAGUCAGAACGGCGGCAGAACAUCUGGAGGAGAAGCUGAAGGCAGAAAUAUUGUUCCUGAAGGAGCAGAUUCAGGCAGAGCAGUGUCUGAAAGAGAACCUGGAGGACACAUUACAGGUGGAGAUUGAGGGCUGUAAAGAAGAGAUCGCGUCUUUUUCCAGCUUGAAAAUGGAACUGGAAAGAGUGAAGUGUGAAAAAGAACAGCUGGAGAGCAGCUUGGCAGAGAAAAGCCUGACUUUGGAAAGUGUACAGGGUCUAAAGAACAGUCUGGAGGAACAGCUGAAAGAUGCUCUCAGCAACAAGGGUGCUUUGGAGAGUCAAGUGUUUGAAGAGAAAGAUAAGGCACAGCGGCUGCAGACAGAGCUGGAUGUCAGUGAGCAGGUCCAGAGAGACUUCGUCAAGCUGUCCCAAACUCUUCAGGUGCAGUUGGAGCGGAUCCGGCAGGCAGACUCAUUACAGCGGAUCCGGGUCAUCCUCAACGAUACCAACUUCACAGACAUCAGCCAGCUUCCAGAGACAUGAUGUCACUUCCUUGUUCCCACUCUCACAUAUAAACACACAUACUCGCAUACACACUUCACCUAUACUGCACAUCUUUAGCCCAACUUCAUCACUGGCUCCCACAAGAACUCCUCUAGCCAAUCAGAACAGGCACUGGGGAGUCUGGGGUGGGCUGGGGUUUUUAUAAAAAUCUGUAGUUAAAGAUGAAACUAACUGAGUGAGGAAGACUGAGACAAACUGCAAUUCUUGGAGAACACUACUGCUAUUGAAAUGCUUGUAAAUACAUUUGCAAGGCGGUCAAAAAAGACUGAAGACCUAGCUCCAGUGAAGGUUUGUGUCUCAUAAUGCAGUUCUCCACUGUGGAUCCGGAAAAAGCAUUUCAAUAAGUCCACUUCUUUCAAUUCAGGAAAUGAGAGAAAAUGUGUCCAUGAUAAACAACCAUUCCCUGACCCUACCAAA